GCCUGGGGCAAGCUUCCUACGAGUUUACCCGAGAGGGCAGGUAGAGGAAGGCAGGGCCGGAAAGUGAUUCCGAAGGGGCUGACGAGGGCUUCGGGGAGGGGCCUGGAGGAGGUGGCCUGACCUCAGAGACACAGUCGGCACUGAGAGACAAAGUCCACUUGUGUGGAAGUGCCAGCAGAGAGACAGGAGGGCCAUUUUGAGUCUAUGGUCAAAGGAAAUGACUCGUCUGAAGCGGCCUGGGCAGCCAGCUCUACCGGGACUGCCUGAGGGACCUAAGGAUAACUCUCAGAACGGUGGUGAUUCUCACAGAGGACCUUGAGAUUCUGCAUUCAAUGUCAAAUGUUGCUGGAUUUGUUUUGAGACUCUUGCCCUAGAGAAUGGCCAAAGGGCUCCUGGUGACCUAUGCCCUUUGGGCUUUCGGGGGUCCUGUUGGACUCCACCACCUGUAUCUGGGAAGGGACAACCAUGCCCUGCUCUGGAUGCUUACCCUGGGAGGUGGUGGGUUGGGCUGGCUCUGCGAGUUCUGGAAGCUCCCAGGCUUUGUCGCUCAAGCCAACAGAGCCCAGGGGCAGAAGCAGAGGCUAGGAGAGGGGAUACCACCUCUGAGUUUCCUUCGCUUUGCUGCCCAGACCACAGUGGGUAUCUAUUUUGGUCUUGUGGCUCUGAUCAGCCUCUCUUCCAUGGCCAACUUCUACAUUGUGGGACUCCCUCUGGCAGUUGGCUUAGGGGUCUUGCUGGUGGCUGCUGUUGGCAACCAGACCUCAGACUUUAAGAACAUAUUAGGAGCAGCCUUCCUCAUGUCCCCUGUGUUUUAUGGCCGCCCCAUAGGCAUCCUGCCCAUCAGUUUGGCUGCCAGCGUUACAGCCCAGAAGCAUCGGAGAUACAAAACUUCAGCGGAGUCAGAGACGAUUAGUGUGCGGCUCUACCGGCUGGGCUUGGCUUACCUCGCCUUCACAGGCCCGCUGGCAUAUAGUGUUCUGUGCAAUACAACCGCCACCCUGAGCUACGUGGCGGAAACCCUUGGCUCCUUCUUGAGCUGGUUCAGCUUUUUCCCACUUCUUGGCCGCCUCUUGGAGUCUGUCUUCCUUCUGCCUUGCCGGAUCUGGUGGCUACUGGUUGGGGAUCCUGGCUUCACCAGUAGACAGUUCCAGGAGUGGGAAAAGCUCUAUGAAUUUGUUGAGAGUUUUCAGGAUGAGAAACGCCAGCUGGCUUACCAGGUUUUGGGCCUUCCAGAAGGGGCAACCAAUGAAGAGAUACAUCGGACUUACCGAGACCUGGUGAAGGUCUGGCACCCAGACCACAACCGGCACCAGAGAGAUGAGGCCCAGAGGCGCUUCCUGGAGAUUCAGGCUGCAUAUGAAGUCUUGAGUCAGCCCAAGAAACCCAGAGCAUCGUGGAUGUGAAAAGUAACACCUUGAUGGACUCAAUCUCAGCAGAGUUGGGCAACAUAUUAAAAAAUGCAUCCCAAAAAUGCCAAAGAAGCUGCUUUCAGCAGAGACAAGGAAGACUUCAAAGACUUGAGAAAGUUUGUGAUAGAACAUAUAUUUAUAUUCUGAAUUUCUAAACUCUUGGCUACUGUUUUUUUGUGGGGGGGGCAGAGUUUCUCUGUGUGGCUUUGGCUGUUCUGGAACUGGCUCUGUAGACCAGACUGGCGCCUCAAACUCACAGAGAGCUGCCUGCCUCUGUCUCCCGAGUACUGGGAUUAAAGGCGUGCACCACCAAUGCCUGGCUUCUAUUCUUGAUUAUAUUUUCUUAAGAGCGUUUAGUGAAAAUCAAUAAAAUGUCUUUCAAAGAAUA
This is a messenger RNA of Mesocricetus auratus (golden hamster), 1797 nucleotides long. RefSeq names its product DnaJ heat shock protein family (Hsp40) member C22 (gene Dnajc22). NCBI's taxonomy places the organism in Eukaryota, Metazoa, Chordata, Mammalia, Rodentia, Cricetidae. The coding region runs from base 378 to 1403 and encodes 341 amino acids. The transcript has 3 exons. The record is from RefSeq and is a predicted model, not a curated record. Gene Ontology annotation, biological process: endocytosis. Gene Ontology annotation, cellular component: early endosome; plasma membrane.